AUUUCUAUUUUAUUCAGUAUUCCAUAAUAGGUUAUUUCAAGAAUCUACCUUGAAAUGAUAUUUUUCUUUCCCCGCGUGCAAUUACAAUUUAAUCAAGUCCGUAUCUUUAUAAAUAAACUAAGCUCUCUCUAUUUUCUAGUUACUCUAAAUUAUCUCUGUACCACCUAUUCUGUAAUGAUAUUCCCUUUGUUUCUUGUUUUAUCUAAAUGAUAACAAACAAUACUUAUAACUAAAAUCUAAAGUAAAUGUUCAUGAACUUCUUAACAAUAAUAUGUCGUAAUUUAUAAGUAUAAGGUACGCAGUUCAUGUAAGUAAGCAGCCUUAGAUUUAGGAGCGGCAAGCCGGGACCCAUAUCCAGAUUUCAGAGGGCGACAAAUUAAAUAUGGCAGACGAAUACACAACUCAUCAUUAACAUAUCUUUGAUUACUGAGACGUCCAGACAUUACGUAAAUACAUCAAUUAUAUUCCACGGGGCGCGAAAUGAUAAUAGUGAUGACAAAGAUUUUAUAUUAUUGACGGUUCAAAUCACAGUGAGCUAUAGUUACGUCGCUUACGAGAUGUUUCCAGGAUUCGAUUCCAGUUCAAACACCACUAUACCGUCUUCAAAUGUCAGUCGACUACAAAACAAUUUGAGUUCAGAAACGACAUCAAAAAUACGACAAAAAGACGAUAAAUUGAGUACCACACAAUUACCAAGCACUCUUCCAUUUUCAACACGAAUCAAAUUCGUAUGUCCGGAAGCGGAAAUUCCUUCCAACAUCGGCCCGUACGAAGUGCCUACUCAACGAGAUAUUAUCCUCUUCAUCAAAAAAACUUUAAUAAAAAUGUUUAAUAUCUAUCACGAGAAAGCUUUAUAUUUCCUGAAAGAUAUUAAAGAGGCUACUCGAGGAACAGCGGCAAUAGAAAGAAAAUGCCACAGACACAAAGGGUCUUACAAAAACUGCGUAAAACGUAUUAGUAGUAAAUGUGAGGUGAUAACUAAAGCGGUCGUCACUUCGCUGGAAAAGCAAAAAGAAGAAGUUGCCGCGUUUAUUGAGGACAAAGUGUGUAAUAUGACAGAAAUGAAAGCAGAUCCUCUGCAGUUAAUCAAGAUAUUGGCGAUGGAAGAGGCUUCAUUGGAAUUUGCUUUGCCUGGCUUUCUGCGGCUGCUUAAUUCUUGUUCCUCCUAUUGCUCAAGAACUAAUCCAAAAUCUAAUCUUAAAAAACCACUACGACACAUGACCGAUCAAGAUCUAGUCAUAAACCAUUUUUUAACACAGAAAAAUUAUAUCCAACUCAUAAAAGGGUCGAAAUAAAUGUAACACAAAACAAAACAUAAAACUGGACGCAUUGUUGUCAUUCAUCUGCAAUGAACGUAUCCGCAACGAUCGACCGAGCCUUUAGCGUUUCACAUGCCAGCAGCUAGAUGGCGCUAGUGUCAAUGAACUUUUGACAUGAACUUAAUUGAAACUUGGUACAACUUAACCAAAAUAUCUAAGCUUUUUACGUGAUGUGAAUAGUUAUUGCCGUGGGAAAUUAUUUCUAUAGCUCAUAAUAUUAUAAUACAAUAUGUGAGAAACAUUGGUGUUUGUUUUUUGUGUUUUCGCAAGAUAUCCUGGUUGACUGCAGAAAUACUUUUCGACUAAGGUAUGUGGUUAUUUACAACUAAAUUAUACAUAUUCAAUGUAUUCGUAGAACUAGACGAGUCGAUACAUAUUUCAAAAAUAAAUACCACGAUACAAAUUUACUGGCAUAUAUUCAAUAACAACUUUAAAACCAGACGUUCAAUUGCUUAGAUAAUGAACCUAGAUUUUUGAUUUUAUAAAUGGAACUGCUAAAAAGUAACAUAUUAUUAUGUAAGAAAACUGAGAUAUUGAACACUGUUCGUUUAAUGAGCAAAGCUAGAAAAAAAUUCAAAAGUUUUUUAUCUAACUUAACUACCACUUACUUUGAAGAAUGUCACAAGAACAAAAUUGCUGAUAUUGUUAGUUAUGAAUUGCACUUUUAAACCUUACGCAAAAGUUUAUACAAUGCUACAUUUCAUCAUCAUUCAUAGGUAGGAAUAGCAUAGAAGUCCAAUGCUCAAAUCAAACACAUUUAAGAACUGAAAUUAUAAAUAUACAUCUUAUGUCAACA
Molecule: messenger RNA, 2115 nt
Organism: Manduca sexta (tobacco hornworm)
Lineage: Eukaryota; Metazoa; Arthropoda; Insecta; Lepidoptera; Sphingidae
Exons: 7
Coding region: 558-1295 (245 amino acids)
Source: RefSeq, a predicted model, not a curated record